This is a messenger RNA of Schistocerca cancellata (South American locust), 1585 nucleotides long. Its product is annotated as lipase 3-like. Gene Ontology annotation, molecular function: hydrolase activity, acting on ester bonds. The record is from RefSeq and is a predicted model, not a curated record. The transcript has 8 exons. The coding region runs from base 14 to 1243 and encodes 409 amino acids. NCBI's taxonomy places the organism in Eukaryota, Metazoa, Arthropoda, Insecta, Orthoptera, Acrididae. Gene Ontology annotation, biological process: lipid metabolic process.
AGGAUCAGAGACCAUGAAGUCUGCCGCUUUACUGGUGCUGGUCCUAGUGAUAGCUGCGGAAGGGGCGGUCCCUUACCGGGCGGUCCCUUACCGUCGACCCCUUGUGCAGACGCUCGAAUACAAUGAGGAUGCUGACUUGGAUACGCCCGAGCUGAUCCGGAAGUACGGCUAUCCAGUGGAGGAGCACUUCGCGACGACGAACGACGGCUACAUUCUGCGCAUGUACCGGAUCCCCUCCAGCCCCAAGGCGAAGGAUCCGUCCGGCUACCCCAUCCUGCUCGUGCACGGCCUCGAGUCCAGCGCCGCGGACUGGGUGGUCAUGGGGCCCGACAAGGCUUUUGCAUACAUUUUGGCAGACGCUGGCUUCGACGUAUGGCUUGGAAACGCACGUGGCAACAAGUACUCCAGGAACCAUACUACCAUUAAUCCGGACGACAGCGAGUUCUGGCAAUUCAGUUGGCACGAGAUCGGCUACUACGACCUGCCGGCCAAGAUCGACUACAUCCUGGCCAAGACGGGCCAGAGCGACCUGUACUACGCUGGCCACUCCCAGGGCACCACUUCCUUCUACGUGAUGGCGACAAUGCGACCCGAGUACAACGACAAGAUCCGCGUCAUGUUCAGCCUGGCUCCCGUCGCCUUCAUGGACCACAUGUUCAAUCCACUCUUGCAAAUUGUGUCGCAGUUCAUAGAUCAAGUGGAGGUGCUUCUUCAGAUGAUAGGAAUGAAUGAGUUCAACCCGAACAGUGAGUUCAUGCAACUCGUAGGGGAACUUAUGUGCAGUGACGAAGCUUUCACGCAGGAUAUAUGCGCCAAUAUCAUGUUCAUGAUUGGUGGCUUCAACGAAGCAGAACUGAACAAGACGAUGCUGCCCGUGAUUCUCGCCCACGCUCCAGCAGGCGCCGGCAGCAGGCAGUUCAUCCACUACGGACAGGAGAUCAAGAGCGGUCACUUCCGCCAGUACGACCAUGGAAUGUUCGGCAACCUGGAGAAGUACGGCAGCUUCUGGCCGCCAGACUACGACCUGAGCAAAAUCACCGCCAAAGUGGCGCUCUUCUACAGCAACAAUGACUGGCUAGCAGCUGUGAAGGAUGUGGACAGACUGUACGACAAGCUACCAAAUUGCAUAGGCCGCUUCCUCGUAUCGCUGGAUUCAUUCAACCACCUCGACUACGUAUGGGCCAUCCACGCUAAGGAACUAGUCUACGACAAAGUCAUUAGCCUCAUGAAUAGAUAUUUGUAAAUUGCUUCGCGUUCGAGGGACGCAAGCGCCUACAUCCAAGAUCGUACGCAAUGAGGAUGCCUACGCACACGUUUAUCAGACAUAAUAUUUUGUUUAAUUUCCAACAAGAAUAAUUUCCAGUUAUAUUGGCUUAUGUAUUCAGACGUGUCAUACAAGAAAAAUUUCGAUGUAUAUUAAAAAUAUAAAUACUCCACUUCUGUUUCCAUGCUGUGUCAUGCUUUCGUUCUCAAGGAGUAUGUCAAGGACUAUUACAUGUUUUCAUAUUUUAAAUCGUUUAUCCACGUAUGAUGUGUGUUCAACGUAGUAAUUGUCAACCACUCGAAAACUUCUGAUUAUUUUACA